Molecule: messenger RNA, 1096 nt
Organism: Suillus paluster
Lineage: Eukaryota; Fungi; Basidiomycota; Agaricomycetes; Boletales; Suillaceae
Exons: 1
Coding region: 86-673 (195 amino acids)
Molecular function (GO): protein binding
Source: RefSeq, a predicted model, not a curated record
AGACUUGUCUUCUGUCAGCUAGUCAUACCUGAUAAAAUCUGGCCAGUUCUAAUCUUGAAGUACAAUAUCUAACACUAGGCUAUUCAUGUCCUCCACCUCUCGUCAGCCUCCGUCAUGGCCUUCUCAUAUCCAGUAUAUCAACGCUCCUCGUUAUCAUUCUUCUGUGCCAGGCCCCUUGCGCUCUUUCCUCAUCAGUGGCACUAGUUCCGCCCUCCAGAAAACACCAAAUUCAUUUCCUUCGACAUCUCUAGUUCGCAUAAGAUCUAUUGCAGAACCUUCUCACCCUGCACGAGGACAGAACGGCCUUUUUGCCGUUCGAAAGAUACCCCCUAGGUCACAUAUCAUCGACUAUAUCGGAGAAGUGCAUUGCCAGGAUAGAGCUGACUCCGACUACGAUCUUUCACUUUUUCGAUCCCAGGAUGGGGAUAAUAUAGGUGUGGAUGCCAGUAUCAUGGGUAACGAGGCUAGAUUUGUCAAUGAUUACCGCGGUAUUCGAGGUAAACCCAAUGCUGUUUUUGUUGAGAGCCGGACGUCGCGAGGCGAACUACAGAUGAGCAUUUGGAGUUCCAAAGAUUCGAUACAAAAGGGAGAUGAGAUCUUGGUAUCCUACGGGAAAUGUUGGUGGCGCACCCGAACAGCUCAAACAGACGCAACUGUACCCCAUUCUGCUUGACCAAAAGGAUCAUCAUCCAGCUUUAUCACCUUCCUAACCACGGUCCGUAAUAUCCUUUUCUCCAGUCGAACACUGAUACUAAACAGUGGUAAUACGUCCAGGGGAACCCAGAUCGCUAGAAGUUUGAACGGUAGAUCUGAAAGUCAAAUCGUGACCACCUUGGUUGGAAAUGACCUUGCAAACAUUUUACGUGUGCUUCUGGAAUGUGACCAGUCAUAUGUCAUUUGUAGGCCUAAUAUGAAUCAUGAACACUUGAUAGGGGACCUGCUCGAGGCAGCUGUUACAUUGCUACCCAUGUACACAUUGAAUCGGUACGCUUGGCCUUGCCGCACUCGUCUCAAACGUGCUAGUCUUAUACUUAUAAGAUCUGACUGUUGAUAUCUUCGAUAAUUGCAACUUAAUGAAGAGCUGUCUUUUCGGAAG